AUGAGGCGAGGUCAUCAAGGUAUUGGCGGAUGGCGUAAUGAAAACUCACGGCACUAUAGAUCUCGAAAUAGCGGCAAUCCCCAUUUUAGACCCCCAAGAAAUUACAACUCACUAAAUACUAAUAGAUUUCCACCGACAGGUUCCAGACCUCACAGACCAUAUUUUAAACCCCAUACUGACACGGAUGGUCAUGUACAAGAACGUGAAAGAAAGCAAUUCUCUCAUGAUUCUCAUUUUCAAUAUCAAAGGUCAAGAAAUCAAAAUGUUUUGAACAACAGACAAAUACCAUUACACUACACAGGUCAAGGAGGAUAUCCAAGCAAUUAUAAAGGUAGCUCACAAAACCCUGAUGUAUUUACAGUUAACAGUUUGGGUGACAUUGAUCAGAGACAACCACCAAUUAAUGAACACUAUUCUAUUCCACCAUGGGGUGUAGAGCAAAAUUUUCAUGACACGGAUGAUCGAAGUUAUCAUCGUCCUUAUAGAAGCACUACACCCUCUAACAAAUUACAUCCUGACUAUGCUGGACACAGGCCACCUGCAUCAGACCAUUAUGUGGGCAGUUCUACAGCUACAAAUGACAAAUCAAAUAGUUUUAGUAGAUCUGUAGAUGAUACAGUUAAUAUUGUGAGAAAAAGAUUAUUAAAUCGUGGUGAAGCACCUAUGUCAGAAGAAACCGAGAGGGCUAGGGAAAUUACAGAAGAACCUCAAAAUUUAAGGGAUACAACAAGCAGCAGUCGAUAUGACCAAUCAGUGAAAAAAAAGGCACCAAAACCGAGUAAGGUAAACUGUGAAAAAAUUAAAAGUAAAAUUGUUCAUCAACUGUUUAAAAUGGACAAAGAGAAGAUACAUAAAUUGUUAGACAAUCCCAACUCUUCUACCAAAUUUGAGUAUGCGAUUAAUAGUUUGCUGACUGAGUCUCAAAAUAGUUUUAACCAACAUUUAAGGUCUGUAGCUGAAAAAUCUCUGUGCACAUCUAGUAAGGAGUUUAUGCAAAAUGAUAAUAACACCAUAUAUGAAGAUACAUUUAUGAAACAAAUGCAAUGCAUUCUCGACCCCCAAGACAGUGUCUUAUUGGAAGAUAUAAAGCCAUUAGUAAUGGCUGAAUUAAGCAACAUUUUACAAUUAGAUGAUGUAGAUGGCAGAUUUGACAAUCAAAAUAGUUACUCAUAUUAUAAUGAAAAUAAUAUGGAACAAGGUUAUGACCAUGAAAGUAAUCCAAUGUACUAUGAAGAAGAUUACUUUGAAACUUUAAGCCCUGGCUAUACAAAUUUUGAUGACUUUGAUUUACAAUUUAAUAAUCAAAGUUUUAAAGAAACAAAGCCAUUGUUUGAGAGGAGGCAACGACGAAAAAGUUGUAGCAUUAUGCCUGAAGAAAACACACAAAAGAGACCCAGCUUUUCACCGGACAUAGAAACUGCUUCUGUCAGGCGAGUCAUACGGAAUAGUGUGGAGAGUAAAAUAAUAGAUGAUUAUCCUUCAGGCGAAUCGUUCAUGCCAAAUGACAGUAAUAGCAAACCUAUUUUUGAUGCUAAUGCAGAUUCUGUAGAGGAUGAGGAUACCUUUGCAGAGUUAGAUAGACAGUAUCAUGUCGCAGUAGAUCAUGAUUUGAUUGAAAAUGAUGAGUUAUCAGAUACCAUUCAACAUGAUGCACAUUCCAUAAAAAUUAAACAGGAAAAACAAUGUACCAUCCAAACAAGCACUCAGAAGCCAAAUAAACUAGUGGAUAUUCUUCAAUCUCCUAUCAGGGUUACACAAUUUGUAAAACAAGAAAUUGACUGCCAACUACAAACUUUGGCUUCUGAAGAACUAGAAUGUGUAGUAAAAGAAGAAACAGACGUAAAAAGUAGCAAACAAAGACUAAGAGAAAAAGCUUCAAAGCACCCGAAUAAAGUUGAUGAUACGAAAAAAAACGCCAAUUUAGGAUGUUCUGAAAAUAUAACUACAUCAAAACCACCGCCAUCUUCUCAUUCUCGUAAGAGAUCAAUGGACCAAAGACCCCCGCAUCGUAAAGAAAAGCGCAGAAAAUCGCACGACGAUAGCGAUGAUAAACCAUGUCUAGAAAAGGAAGAAAGUAAUAGGUUUACAUUUGAUAAACAUAUAAACGAAACUCGCAUUAACAUCACUGAACCAAAGGAUGUAUCAAAGAAUACUACAGAAAAUAGACAUGCUAAAGAUAAUUGUUCACUUUCCAAUGAAAAGAAACUUGAUAAAAGUUUCUCAGAGAAAUUUGUAAAAAGAAAAGAUACUCCAAAACAAGAAAAUAAAGAACGAAAAAGACAAAAUUCUACCUCAUCAAGUCAUUCCAUCAGCCCUAAAAAUACAAUAUUAAAUCAGACAACAUUAAAAGCUGAUGCCAAAAGCUCUCUCAAAACAAUAGACAUGUUUACGGAAGUUCCAAAAAAAAUCAACAUACACCAAGCAUUUAGAAAUACAGCUGCAAACACGUCUCCUAAAAAAAUUGCCGAAAUAAAACCUAAACGUAUAACGUCUUUGAAUCAAAAGUCCCAGAAGAAAAACGAUGACGUUAUAAGAUUAGUACAUAAAGAAGUCCAGACUUUGUCCUCAAAGAGUUCAACAUCAAGGUAUUGCCAAACGGAGAGGCAGAAAUUUACUUCUAAAGCUACACAAACAGACUUAGCACCAAUCAACCAUAAAGCAUCAAAAUCAACUGAUACUUUUGAGAGAAUGAAAGAAAUCGACAUUGAAAUUCAAAUGUUACUGCAAGAAAAGUUCAAGUUAUACAGCUCCAUGGAGAAUAAAGGACCUAUGCCAAUGCACAAUUUAGGUAUGACAGUACUAAGCGUCAAUUCACUUGAAGAUAAUAAAGAGGAGGUAGACUUGGAAGAUAGUAUUGUUAAUAACUUUACUAAUAUACCAGAAGAGGAGUUAGCCGAUAUAGCAUUAGAACCAGUUGAAACACCACCGACACCUGUCAACAGCCGUCGAGCACAGAGACGAAACAUUAGCUACAAUGCUAUGCACCAUGGAACUAGGCCCAAACCACCUAAACGGAAGGCUAAAACCCCAAACUUCUCACUAAUAGAACAGAUUAUAACUGACGAUAGACCAUUAGAAGAUAUAAUAUCGCUCGAUGAUUUAGAAGAAUCACCUAAACAGAUUAAGAAGAAACCAAAAUCUAAACCCAAAAAGAAAGGCAAUAAAAAGAAGAUGCCUAAUGCGUCUCUUGUCUUCAAUUUAAAGGAGUGUUACAUUCCGUUACUGCGUGAAGAUCUGCAUCGAUACUUGAAUAAAAGGAGUGAAGAUGAACAGAGCAAUGACUCUAGUAUUCCCUCGGUCUCUGAAGUAUGUGCCCAAGAACAAACAGGUGUAUAUGAACGAAGUCAUUGCGAAGAAGUGAUUGUAGAAACCGUAGUAGCAGAUUUACAAUUUGACAUGUUAGAUGUGUCAGAAGAUAUUGUGAUUGGAGAGAGUUAUGACGAUAAGAGUACGAUUGAAAAAGAAACCUCAGAAAUUGGUAGGCCGAUAAGUGAAGAGAUAAUCUUGGAUAAUAGUCAAUCGUCGAUGGAAGAAGUUACUGCGCCAGCUAUAUCUCAGGAUGGGGAGUGUAAAUUGUUUGAUUACUCAGCAGAUGAGAACCUUCAACAUGAUUCGCUAGUGGUAAGCGGACACACUGAUGCUGUUCUCGCGAUUGAGUUCGUUGGGACAAAUUUCUUAGCAGCCUGCCUAGAUGGGAAUGUUUAUUACUUCAAUUCUGACGGCCAGCUCAUCACAACUCUGCGGGGAUCAAACCUAGCUGUGACUUGCCUCUGUAUAGUGAAGGAGAAGUAUGGCACUACAGUUUACACUGGCUCCCUCGAUUCGAGGAUACGAAACUACGAUCUCGAGACGGGCUUGGAAAAAGGGCCAGAGUGCAACGUUCUUAGCCCCAUACAAACGAUGGACCGCGCGUGGGACACAGUGUUUGUGGGAACUAGGACUGGAUUCGUGUUACAGUUUGAAUGUAAAAACAACUUGCUAAUACCAAUAAGUACUGUCAAGUUCUCGGACCAAUCUAUACUGGCCCUACGCGCUAUGAAGGAAGGUCCCCGCAAAGUUUUGCUAGUCGCAGCUCGCUCUGAGAAUGUGACAGUCAAAGACGCGCAGACUGGCUUGCUCUUGCGCACGCUAAAUGGACCAAAGAUGACCGUCUACACCCUUUUGUAUGAAGAUGGGAAGAUUUACUGUGGGACCAGUAGUCAUCAGAUACACGUCUUCGAAUAUACUAGUGGAACACAUGUCGGCACCCACGAAGGUGGUAAAGGAGCAGUGUGCUUACGAACAGCUGGUGGACUUUUGUUCGCUGGAUGCUACGAUGGAUGUAUAUAUGUUUAUCGAGAGGGCGAAACGCGCCCCUUUGCGCAAAUCCGCGGGCCAAGCCUUAUGCUUCUCUGCUUAGCUGUCGUGGGGACCAAGAUUAUAGCUGGUUAUAAAGACAGAAGUUUGUACAUAUGGAAAAUACCACUAAGUAUACUGCAAGAGAUGAUUUUGUAA
This is a messenger RNA of Leptosia nina, 4494 nucleotides long. Lineage: Eukaryota; Metazoa; Arthropoda; Insecta; Lepidoptera; Pieridae. The record is from the annotation of a GenBank genome assembly.